UUUUGCUGAAAUUUUUGUAAAGCUCUCCCUCCUUGUCGGAAGACGAGGGGAAGAAGAAGGGAUGGGCAAGCUAAUGGCGUCCCCUCGCCCCUUAUACCUACUUCUUGUCGUUGUAUUGGCCACGGCGCUUCAUCCGGCGCAGCAGGUAUUUGCAGUGGAAUCAACACCUCAGCUCAGGUCCGACUCAAUGAUUCUUCAGAAAUCAAUCGUUCAAGAGAUUAAUGCUAACCCUAAUGCUGGAUGGCAAGCGGCCAUGAACUCGCGUUUCGAGAAUUAUACAAUUGGCCAGUUCAAGCAUAUUCUUGGAGUGAAGCCAACACCUUCCAAUGAGGUUAUGGAUAUUCCUAAAAGAACUUACCCAAAAUCUUUAAAGCUCCCUAAGCAAUUUGAUGCAAGAACGGCCUGGCCUCAGUGUAGCACAAUUGGAACAAUUCUUGAUCAGGGGCACUGUGGUUCAUGUUGGGCUUUUGGUGCUGUAGAAUCACUUUCUGACCGUUUCUGCAUUCACUUCGGCAUUAAUAUUUCUCUGUCUGUCAAUGACCUUUUGUCAUGCUGCGGGUUCAUGUGUGGAGAUGGAUGUGAUGGAGGGUAUCCUAUAAGUGCAUGGCGGUACUUUGUCCAGAAUGGCGUUGUCACUGAUGAGUGUGACCCAUAUUUUGAUGACGUCGGUUGUGCUCAUCCGGGCUGUGAACCCCUAUAUCCAACCCCACAAUGCGAAAAGAAGUGCAAAGCCAAGAACCUUCUCUGGGACCAAUCGAAGCAUUUUGGUGUCAAUGCCUAUAUGGUAAACUCGGAUCCAAAGGAUAUCAUGACAGAGGUCUACACAAAUGGUCCUGCAGAAGUUGGCUUUACGGUUUAUGAGGAUUUUGCUCACUACAAAUCAGGAGUCUACAAACAUGUGACAGGUGUUGCAAUCGGCGGCCAUGCUGUAAAGUUAAUCGGAUGGGGAACCAGCGAUGAGGGCGAGGACUACUGGCUUCUUGCAAACCAGUGGAACAGAAGCUGGGGUGACGAUGGUUACUUCAAGAUCACACGGGGUAGGAAUGAAUGUGGGAUCGAAGAGGAUGUUGUUGCUGGGAUGCCCUCAUCAAAGAACUUGGUCAGGUACUACGUGAACAGCGAUUCAGAAGCCGAUGCCAGUGCUUAAUUUGAAGUGGCCCUGUAUAGGACCGCCUAUGUUGUUGUUACGUCAAACCUUAAAACUUGUUUGAUGGCAAAAUGCUAAACUUGUUAGAUGCUUAUGUUAGUACCCCUUGUUGACUUAUCUUCAUCCUCAUCCGCUAAAGCCAGGAUAAGCUUCUGGUUUGAAAAAA
This is a messenger RNA of Musa acuminata subsp. malaccensis (wild Malaysian banana), 1313 nucleotides long. Its product is annotated as cathepsin B-like protease 3. Gene Ontology annotation, molecular function: cysteine-type endopeptidase activity. Gene Ontology annotation, biological process: regulation of catalytic activity. Gene Ontology annotation, cellular component: lysosome. NCBI's taxonomy places the organism in Eukaryota, Viridiplantae, Streptophyta, Magnoliopsida, Zingiberales, Musaceae. The record is from RefSeq and is a predicted model, not a curated record.